This is a messenger RNA of Bolinopsis microptera, 4276 nucleotides long. RefSeq lists its product as uncharacterized. The transcript is spliced from 14 exons. The record is from RefSeq and is a predicted model, not a curated record. The coding region runs from base 38 to 2398 and encodes 786 amino acids. NCBI's taxonomy places the organism in Eukaryota, Metazoa, Ctenophora, Tentaculata, Lobata, Bolinopsidae.
AGGUAUGAAGGGUAUGGCUAUGUGGUAAUAUUACUCAAUGGAUACAAUUCAUUUGCUUCUCUACAUUCUUAUUUUAACAGGGUACAUAGUUUUAAGUCAAUCAGAUCUGUGCUCGUACGACGAGAGCACAUCGUCACAGUAUGUGAACUGUCUAUCAAUAACGCAGCUGCCGCCCUAUGCUUGCGAGAGCAAUGGCGGAGUCGAACCCAAUUCUCAUCAGAUUCACAUACUGGAAACAGAUCUCGAUCGCAUGGAGUCGUAUAACGCCUCAACUCCGCCGGAGAUAAUAGUGGUUAUAAAGCCGUGGAAAGGGUUAAUUCCCGACACUUCUCAGACCAUCGUGUUGGUGUUCCACGCUUUUGAACCUGUAAUCUGGAAGGUGUUCAGCGAACACUUUCCUGUGGGAACCAACUUUAUUAUAAAGAGCUCGCACCCUUUAAUAAUAGACCCGACCUCUAUCCUUGUUAAAACCCAAGUGGAGCUCAUAUCCAUUCUGCCGAAAGACAGCGAAUCAGUGAUCAGGACGAUAGAGUCGCUGUUUGAUCAGAGAGUGACGAGUUUUAGUGGUUUUCACGAGGGUUCCCGGAUCGUAUGGUCCGUUGGACCAGGAAAGCCGGGUGACGACAGUCCGUGCACGAUUAUGCCACUGUCUCUAACUCAGCGUAUCCAGAUAUUUAAAGAGAUACCAGUACCUACCAGUGGUUGUACCGUCCCUCCUGGACUCGGCUACAACACGCACAUAGUGGAUAUUGGGUCGACCCAUGAUUCAGACUUUGCUUCCACUUGGAGGAGGCACGUAGCAACGUUAAUAGUUAAAAGUAAAGUCUAUAAUGAGGAAUUCUACGGUAGUAAUGUAGUAAUUAUACUGAAAAGUAAAAAGUCGAUAGAGUGGACGAUUGAUACGAGUGCUAUGGAUGGUCGGGUGAUGGUCGUGACUAACGGCAAAUCACAAACGCCAAACCAGUCGAAUCUCAACAUUAACAUUGUUGGUAUCAACGAUCUGCCGGACAGACCUCCCCAAGAGUUUAUUGAUUAUGUUUCUAGAACUUAUGGAGCGGUCGCGUCGUAUACAAAAGCAGAGAUAGCGAAUCAAGUGGUGAUCGAAGUGCCAGAAGUGGUAAUUCAUACGAGCCACACGAACGUUACGGAGCCACCUCGAACCGAGCCCCCUCCUGACAUUGACGAAAUAGUGGCUGCCAUAGACGGCCAAAAAACGGUGAACUGUUAUCGAGCGAAAGUGACAGUCUCCUGGUCUCUAAUGCUCCUGGAGAGGCUUUCUGUUGAGGAUGUUUACUUCACAGAGGACACCCAGGGUACAGAUGACUGUGGUCUCCAGAUGAUAGCUUCUCAGGGAACUCUGCUCAGUAGUUACGAUCAGUGUGGUUUUACUGCCACUCAUCACGAGUAUUCCAGUGUGUACGAAUCUAAGAUUACUGUGGUGUUAAAAGAUGGUCGUAGUCGGGAGAUUAGCGUUCAAUGUCGUAUCUAUAAUACUACGAAGAUCGAAAAGGCUUCAAUCGACAGUUUGUAUCGGUUGUCUAUAUACGACAACGUUGAUUUCGAGACGGAGAUUAAAUCCUUCAAUGUAACUGACAAUGGUUAUGUCUACUUUAAAGCUAAUUUGGAAGAAAUCGGCGACCCCAGCAUGUCAGCAGUUGUGGAAGAGUGUUUCGUUUCACCAACUCGUGAUAAUAUCCUGGACCGACACGUCCUGAUCUCCCAGACCUGUCCUCUGGACUCCUCAAUCCACUUCCUUAACCAGAACAUGAUCGGCGUCAGGGACGAACGGUGCCAGAAGAUCAAGUUCAGGAUCAGCAACUACUUCAUGAACAGCAACAACUAUUUCCUCCACUGCAAAGUUUCCAUGUGCAGCAACAUUAUCACUCCUGAUAUCCCCAGAUGCGCAAGUUUAUAUCAGAUGUGUAAAAGAGACCCACCCGACCCCCGGUCCUCAGAGCCGUACCCCGAGAUUAUAACAGAGUACGAACAACAGUACAUCCUAGCGGGACCCAUAUACCUGCGUAACUUCACCAAUACUUCCGGGGAACCCGGAACUGAUAUCACGAGUGUUCCGGGCGAUGGGCCUUGUAACGAUAUCAUCAACACUUCCCCACGAGGUCGCAGCUCUAUCAGUAUGGGGCUACUCAUCGGCAUCGCCCUCGGCUCCUUCGCACUGGGAAUAAUAGUGACAGUCUUCACGAUACACUGCGUGUCCCUCUCCAAAUCUCGCACCAAAGUGCCCCCCACCGAUGUGUUCAGGUUCGAGAACCGCCAGGUUGAAAACCUUUACGAACCAAGCAAUCACAUGUACGAACCAAUCAAACUGUACGACGUGUGCCCCCAAGGUCACCAUCUUAAUAGGACUACAGAACCGGAACAGUCACAUGAACCGGUGUGAAGCCCCCGCACGCAAUUAGUGCACAAUUAUCACAUGUCCUGGUUAAUUAGAGCAAUUAGUCGAUUAAUCAGAUAAAGAGUUGAGAUGAUAUAAUAGCCCCGUUUUUACGUUAGAUAGAAGGGAUUGAUGUUUCUCCCUCCAUAUUAUCAACCACAAGAAGUGCUUUAGAAAAGCCCCACAGCUCAUCCAGCCCCGGCUCACUGAUACUCAAAUUAUUUGUAUCUAGGGUAAUAAAUCUAGGGUAAGCAAUUUCUAGUAAAUGACCUUGAAUCCCAUGCAUAUGCUGUCCUGCAAAACGCAUAUGCCUUGCAAUUACAUAUAUGUUGCGUAAAUUUAUUACGAAUUUUGCAUUAUGCAAAAUGUUGUUAACAACAACAACCUCGAAUCCUCAGACUCGUAUCGCACGAAAGUCUGUGCCGUACGCCCACCUUCUCCUUCCUAACUUAAAUCCUUUAUUUAUGACGAAUGUAAUUCGUUUGUUGAUAGUGUAGCUGAAAGAGCUUUGAGGUGUGACCUGUGUAUUUAACUGCCUGUUUAUUUCUUAACUAAACCCAUGUUUCGUUUGCUAACCGGAAAGUAUAAUUUCUGUUUAUUCUGUAUAUUUCGAAUAGAUUGAUUUUGUGUGUGUCACAGUGCAGUAUGGCGCUGUUACACCUCCCAAUACCCAUUACCUUGACUUGAAUAGAAUGGUUAUUUGAUUGCUGAAAAUUUUCAUGUUAACUUGAAAAAAAGAAGAAACUGCCGUCAAGUUUUGGCGGAAGUUCGAAACGAUUAGCUUCUUUAGAUAAUCACUAAUAAGUUUUUGCUGUGGUUUUUAAGGUAAUGGGUAUUAGAUUCUUACAGUGAAUCCAUGAUUUUCUAUCAUGAAUAAAAUGGCAACCAGUUUGCGAUGCUUUUAUAGAACGUUACUAUUCUCUGGUCUGCUCUAGAGAGAUGCGAUGUGCUGAUUGAUUAGGAUAACUCCCGGAAGUUGAACUUCCGCGCCUACAUUUCUUCAAAAUUCCUGUAACUGUGUUCGCUCGCAUCUCUUUACAUACUUGUCUAAUAUUUUCUAAGAUCUACAGUUUUGCGUUUUGAUUUCCAUAUAAUGUUUGUUUUUAAUGGUUUUUGACCCUAGUAACAUUGUUCAAAAUCUUACGUUCAUUUCUCGUAGUGGCGUCCUUAAAUAUGCUAAAACACGUACAAGAUCUAAAUGUUUCUUUUGAACUUGACCUAUCUAUGAACUUCAUCCCAAAAUUUCACCAAAAUUCCACCUGAAACUAUAAUUGAAACAAAUUCCAAAAACAGAUACCUCAAAAGAAACAUUUCCUCUUGUCUGAAAUUGAACCUAACACCUGUGUAGAAAUAGUUGACUGUGAUUUGUAUAUAUAAGUACUGUGUACAGCACAUACUAUUAUAUAUUAGGAAAAUGCCAUGAGACCUGAUUUUUGUACCGUUAUAUAUAUAGAGAGAGAGUUCAACCUACUUGUUCUAAAGUUUUGUUAUCUGUAAGCGAAUGAACUUUUAUAUAUGAGUAUGACAUGUUGGACUCGCCCGGGCAGUAUCUUUUACAGUUGCGUGAUUUAUUAAACCCACUUUUUGUUCUUUAAGUAAAAGUUAAAUAGAGCAUGGAGCUCUCGUUCGUUUAUUCGUUUCCUUGAGGAUUAUAGUUUUAGUGAGGGAUAGUAUAUAUUACAAUUGAAAAAGUAAACUUCACAGAAAAAAGGAAGUAUGUGAUUAAAGGAAAUAUAAAUAUAUAACAACAUUAAUUAAAGGGCCAGUGUUACUCAAAGUAGUCCGUUUCUGAAUUCUUUCAUAGAUCUUUCCUCCUGAACUUUUACUGUUUCUCAUUGUUUGGAAGAGAGUUACAAGGUUUACUGCAUCCAAUACAUGCAACGA